Messenger RNA from Paramuricea clavata, 501 nucleotides. Lineage: Eukaryota; Metazoa; Cnidaria; Anthozoa; Malacalcyonacea; Plexauridae. The record is from the annotation of a GenBank genome assembly.
AUGGAGUGUUUGCAUGGAGUGCCAGCGUCCGCAGUUUCUACAAAACAUGGAAAAUUUUGGUUUUGCAACAAAAAUAACCAGAAAAGUUGUGAAUUCUUCUGCCCUGAUCAAGACCGCUUGUUGUUCGAAACAGCUAUGAUAAUGUGGAGAGCGAAUGGAUCAAUUCAUCCGGUGUGUGAUACUCACCAAAGACUAGCAAGAAUGAAAGUCGUCAAAGACGUCGGUAAACUGAACUUUGGAAGGCCGUAUUUUGUUUGUUGCGACCGCGAGAAUCCGUGUAAUUUCUGGCAGUCUGCUGACAGACACGAGUUGGCAAAACCAAAAUGCAGACACAGAUUGAAUGCUUGCGUACGGAAAGUCAAAAAGGAAGGAGAAAAUCAAGGUCGCCUUUUCUUUUGUUGCCCAAAUUUAAUUGCCAAGGUCGCCUUUUAUUUAGUUGCCCUUUUAAUGGAAACUCGACCUGGAAACCCCGUUCAAUCAAGUUCAUUUUCCUCACGUUGA